CGCUAGGAUGCUAGCGCUAAUCCUAAAGCUUAAAGUCCGACUACAACCUGAUCAAUAGUGUCUGCACGUGUUCAUUGGCGGGGAGAAUGCCAAGUAGGUGACUUUUAAAUACCCUUCAAUUUGAAGGAUAUCGUUUCAUAACAUUCAAAACACCCCUCUGUAUCUCCUCCCAUUCUUCAGACAUUCUAUGCCCCUCGAUACCUUGAACGUGGACCCAGAAGCCUUCUUUCGAGUGGAACGAAGCGGCCAACCACUCGUUGUAUAUGAGUGUAAAUUAGAGGGAGUCCCCUGCGGAAUGUUCGUGGAGGGAACUACCAGCGCAGUGUCCGCGCACCUACGAGGACAUGGCAUCACUGGACCGGACAGUGCCAGCACAAAUUGUCUGUGGGCUGGUUGCUCCAAGGCACUCAAGAGGGGAGGGAUGACAAGACACAUCCUUACUCACCUCGGUGUCAAGGUGCGCUGCUCCGUGUGCGGAGUAGUCAAAUGCCGCCUUGACAUCCUUCGUGCGCAUAUCAGAUCGUCAGAGUUGUGCCGUUUGGCAUGUGUUGAUACCGUCCAUGGACCCGAGGGUCGUUUUCUUGUCCCUACAGGUUGGACCACUACCCAUCAGGUCUAAUGAUUUAUGUUAAAGUUUUCUGACGGGCACUGUUUUGUACUAGGAAGCACUUUGUUGUAUAAUUAUAGCGAGACGUAUUGUAGUGUAUUAUACGUACGACAUGGAAGUCCAUGAACUUAAAUCUGGAUAUGAAAUUAUCCCAUGAAACUGUGACUGUUUCAUAUUACCUCGACGCCACUGG
Molecule: messenger RNA, 800 nt
Organism: Suillus subaureus
Lineage: Eukaryota; Fungi; Basidiomycota; Agaricomycetes; Boletales; Suillaceae
Exons: 2
Coding region: 188-619 (143 amino acids)
Source: RefSeq, a predicted model, not a curated record